AUGUCUAAAAGUGUAGCCAAGAUAACUUUCUACGAUGACAAGAAUUUCCAAGGUCACUACUAUGAGUGUGACAGUGACUGUGUCGACUUCCACACCUAUCUGAGUUGCUGCAACUCCAUCCGAGUGACCAGCGGGGCCUGGGUGGUAUAUGAGAGGCCUAACUUUUCAGGGAACAUGUACAUCCUAACUCAGGGCGAAUACCCUGAUUAUCACCACUGGAGGGGGCUCAAUGAUCGGCUCAGCUCCUGCAAGGUCAUUCAUCUGUUGAGUGGAGGCCAGUAUAAGCUUCAGAUCUUUGAGAGAGGAGACUUCAAUGGCCAGAUGUACGAGACCACCGAGGACUGCCCUUCCGUCAUGGAACAGUUCCACAUCCGUGAGAUCCAGUCCUGUAAGGUCCUGGAUGGGGUCUGGGUCUUCUACGAGCAGCCCAAUUAUCAUGGCAGGCAGUACUUCUUGGACAAGAAGGAGUACCGCAAGCCCGUGGACUGGGGCUCCCCCUGCACAGCUGUCCAGUCAUUCCGUCGUAUCAUGGAGUGA
Molecule: messenger RNA, 537 nt
Organism: Gracilinanus agilis (Agile Gracile Mouse Opossum)
Lineage: Eukaryota; Metazoa; Chordata; Mammalia; Didelphimorphia; Didelphidae
Gene: CRYGS
Product: crystallin gamma S
Exons: 3
Coding region: 1-537 (178 amino acids)
Biological process (GO): lens development in camera-type eye; visual perception
Molecular function (GO): structural constituent of eye lens
Source: RefSeq, a predicted model, not a curated record